AGAGCUGAAUAUGCUGAGAGAGAAAAAGUACAGCUUGGUAGAACUUGUUCAUCAAUUCUUUACUGAAACCAAAGAAGCAGGAAUCUGCAGGUUUGAACAAUUCCAGGUCGUGUUCAUCCUUGACGGUCUGGAUGAGUAUCAACCUCCUCUGGACUUCCAAAACAAUGAGAUCCUGACUGAUGUUACAGAGUCCACCUCAGUGGAUGUGCUACUGACAAACCUCAUCAAAGGAAAACUGCUUCCCUCAGCUCGCCUCUGGAUCACCACAAGACCUGCAGAAGCCAAUCAGAUCCCUCCUGAGUGUGUUGACAUGGUGACAGAGGUCAGAGGGUUCACUGACCCACAGAAGGAGGAGUACUUCAGGAAGAAAUUCAGAAAGAGGAAGCAGGCCAGCAGAAUCAUCUCCCACAUCAAGACACGAAGAUCACGAAGCCUCCACAUCAUGUGCCACAUCCCAGUCUUCUGCUGGAUCACUGCUUCAGUUCUGGAGGAUAUGUUGAAGACCAGAGAGCGUGAAGAGCUGCCCAAGACCCUGACUGAGAUGUACAUCCACUUCCUGUUGGUUCAGACCAAACUGAAGAACAUCAAGUAUGAUGGAGGAGCUGAGACAGAUUCUCACUGGAGUCCCGAGAGCAGGGAGAUGAUUGAGUCUCUGGGAAAACUGGCCUUUGAGCAGCUGCAGAAAGGCAACCUGAUCUUUUAUGAAUCUGACCUACAAGAGUGCGGCAUCAAUAUCAGAGCAGCUUCAGUAUGUUCAGGAGUGUUCACACAGAUCUUUAAAGAGGAGAGAGGACUGUACCAGGACAAGGU
Messenger RNA from Plectropomus leopardus (leopard coralgrouper), 810 nucleotides. The record is from RefSeq and is a predicted model, not a curated record. Lineage: Eukaryota; Metazoa; Chordata; Actinopteri; Perciformes; Serranidae.